Messenger RNA from Doryrhamphus excisus (bluestripe pipefish), 3651 nucleotides. It is a transcript of the gene gtf3c3, whose product is annotated as general transcription factor IIIC, polypeptide 3. Gene Ontology annotation, cellular component: transcription factor TFIIIC complex. Gene Ontology annotation, molecular function: protein binding. Gene Ontology annotation, biological process: transcription by RNA polymerase III. NCBI's taxonomy places the organism in Eukaryota, Metazoa, Chordata, Actinopteri, Syngnathiformes, Syngnathidae. The record is from RefSeq and is a predicted model, not a curated record.
AGAAGGGUAAACUGUAAACAGUCAAGCAUCUUACUAGCUUGACAGACGCAGAUAAAGAAGCUUAUUAGAAAUGUAAUAAAAUAACGACUGUCAAAUAUAAAGGAAGAUGUCUGCCUUUAGCGCCGAGCUUAUCGACUAUCUGGAAGGGAGGAUAACUUUUGAGGAGUUUGACCGGAGGAGAGACGAAAGGAAAGCUCAGGAGGUUGGAGUUUCAGCUGAAGAUGGGGAGGAAGCACAGCCCUCCACCUCGAAACACAACCUCCCUCAAAUCGACGAAGGAGUCAGCCCAGGGGUCCAGCAAGCCUUCGCCUCCAUGCUGGGAGAAAGCGCAGAGCCCGUGUCUUCAGAUGAUGAAGAGGAGAACGAUAGCUUGAGCUAUGUUGAUGACAAGAAUGAUGAAGAUUAUGCCUUGGAUGAGGAAGAGGAAAAGCCAGACGUGACCGUGAAGUCCAAGAAGCCGAGAAGUAGGAAGGGCAAGGAAGAGAGUGAGGACAAAGAAAGCGAGGACAUGACCGUGGGGGACGUUCUCGCGCUGGAGAUGGAGCUGAACCGUGAAAACAAGAAGAUGAUGAAGGAACGACGCAACCGCAGCAAACUCCCCCGGGCACUCAGAGGCCUGAUGGGUGAGGCCAACAUACGCUACGCCAGAGGCGAGAAGGACGACGCCAUCGCCAUGUGCAUGGAGAUCAUACGACAAGCUCCUCUGGCCUAUGACCCUUUCUCCACGCUGGCCAUGAUCUACGAGGACCAGGGCGACACGGAAAAAGCUCUGCAGUUCAGUCUGAUCACCGCCCACCUGAAUCCCUCAGACUGUGAGGAGUGGAUCAGGUUAGCUGAGGUGUCGCUGGAGCAGGACAACGUCCAGCAAGCUCUGGUCUGCUACAACAAAGCCGUCAAGUACGCUCCCACCAACGUGCGCUACCUGUGGGACCGCUGUAGUCUCCUCAUGCGUCUGGGCGAGCACAAGCAGUGCAUGGACGGCUACCGUCGGAUCCUGUCCCUGCUGCCGAUGGAGGAGGGGGAGCAUUUCAUGCAGCUCUCCAAAGAUAUGGCCAAGAGUUAUUAUGAAAGCGGCGACCUGCCGUCAGCGCUCGGCGUGGUUGAGGAGGCUCUGGCACGACAUCCCAACUUGGUUAGCGAUGACAUCAUUAACAUGGCCGCUGAGCUCUACAUAACCAACCACCAAUAUGACAAGGCUUUGGAGGUUUUGGUCCAUUUUGUGGGCGUGGUUCUGGUCCACGAUGAAACUAGCUCCCGGUCUCUUGUAAAAGAUGAGAACGUAUCAGAGAAGGCCCCAGUGGAUGACAAUAACGAGGUGGAGACAAAGACUUCUGAGAAAGCAUCCGAGAGCAAGUCCCAAAUCAAGGAUGUCAGGGUUCCCGACAGCAUCCCGGUGGACCUGAAGGCCAAGCUGAUUGUUUGCCUCAUUUACAUGCGUGUCCAUGGACCCCUCGAGGCCCUGGUGUCCUCACUGAUGGAGCAGAGUGCAGAGGAGGUCGGGGACUUGUACCUGGAUGUGGGCGAAGCCUACCUGGAGAUCGGCGAAUACCUGUCUGCCCUACCUUUGCUGUCCGCGCUUGUCAUAUCUGAGAAAUAUAACCUGGCUGUGGUGUGGCUUCGUCAUGCAGAGUGCCUAAAGGCAUUGGGUGAGAUGGAGGCAGCGGCCAGAAGCUUCACAAAGGUGGUGGAGUUGGCGCCGCAGCACCUAGAAGCCCGGCUCUCUCUCGCCACCCUGCAGCAGCAGCUGGGCCGUCCUGAGUGCGCCCUGAAAGCCCUGGAGUCCAUGUACGACAACGAGACACUGGCACAAGACUCAUCGGCGGCGCAAAAGGAACUAAAGCUCCUCCUGCAUCGGUCCACGCUACUGAAAACCCAGGGACACAUGGAGGACUACCUGGAUGCCGUCAUCACCAUGAUCUCCAUGCUGCUCAAGGUGGCCAUGCAGCGUGCCAAGGUGUGCGUGCGAUCCGUCGUCGUGUCGGGCGAAAAUCACCUGCGUUUGGAGAAGGUGGAAGACAUGAUGUUGGACAUUGAUGAUCCAGAAGCUGCGUAUUUGGACAUAACAUGUAAAACCAAAGUGUUGUCCAAAGAGGACUGGUGGCAGCUGCUGCUGAGCUGCGUGCUCACUCUGUGCGAGGUGCGGCGUUUUAGAGAGGCCGAGCUGAUGGUGGACUCCGCCAUGGAGUUCUACAUUUUCUACGACAUCAAGCCCAGGAGGAAGGAGCUGGAGUUCCUCGGACUCUCGGCCAGCAUCCUGGACCGUAACUACUACAAGGCCUACAACUACAUCAGAUUGAUGCUGAUAGAAAAUGUGGAUCAGGCUCAGCUUUGGAAUAUAUUCAACCAACUGACAAUAACCUCCCAGCACCAACGGCAUCAUCGCUUUUGCCUGCGCCUGCUGUUGAAACAUCCCAACAACUACGCCCUGUGCUUCCUCUGUGGACACAACGCCAUGGUGUCAGGCAGCUUCAAACACGCCCUGGGCCAAUACGUGCAGGCCUUCCAGUCUCAGCCUGAUAAGCCGCUUUCCAACCUCAUGGUGGGCCUCACCUUCUUCCACAUGGCAUCCCAGAAGUUUGUUGCAAAGAGGCACACGCUGAUGGUGCAGGGUUUUGCCUUCCUGUGGCGUUAUGUGGAGCUGCGUGGCGAGUGCCAGGAGAGCAUGUACAACUUGGGCAGAGCGUUGCACCAGCUCGGCCUCACGCAUUUAGCCAUCCAUUACUACCAAAAGGCCCUCGCAUUGCCGGCACAGAAACUAGAGGGAAUUGCUGACGACCAAGUAGACCUGAGGAGGGAGGUUGCCUUCAACCUCUCCCUCAUCUACCAGGCCAGUGGCAACAUUGAGAUGGCCCACCAGCUCAUCUCCAAACACUGCAUCGUUUGACACCGCAUCAGCGGCUGUAGAUUAUCACCUGCGACGUGAACUACAGCACUGUAAAAAAAAUGUCGUAAAAAUCUAUUUUUAUAUAUUACUUUUUCCAAUGUAUUCUUUCUCCUGACAAAAUAAACUCAGAGGAAGUCUCACGUUUGGGUGACUGGAGUGAAGAGUAUGGGUAGUCUGUACUUUUAAAUAUGACUAAUAUGAUUGUCGUAAGGAAAAACAGGCCAUACUUGUGAAAACUUUAAUGCAUGAUAUUUUUUCAAGCCUUCACAAGACCUAUACCAAUAGUCAUCCCUCGUCUAUCGCCAUUAAUUGCUUCCAGCCAUGUUAAAUUAAUUUCCUUAGUGGACUGAAUAUUAAUAAAUGGAAUAUUUUCCUAGCUUGAGCACAGAAAACAUUUGGUAUCCGAUAAGAUACCAAAUCUAUCGCACUAAUUGUAAUGUACUUGUGUACAUUACAUUACAUUACAUAUGUAAAGUGUUUCAAUGAAAGUGCAAUUUUGCUAAUAAGCACAAUGUCCCAAAUAAAUCACAAUUUUGUUCUGUUACUUGAGACAAAAUAAGACACAAAAGUGACCAUACAUUUUUUGUGCGUACAAAAAUGAACAUCAGUUCCAGACAGUGGAUGCCAUGGAAAGCCAUCUUCCACCUGGAGCAACAUCCCACUGGCCUCAAGCAUGUCCAAACCUAUUUUUGAGGUUAAUAAUAAGAAUGCUGCACCUACUCAUUACUAAAUCCUUUUUGAACAUAUUUCUAUUUGAGGGGGGGUGG